AUGGGGGACCCAGAUCAGCAUCUGAAGCGGAUACUGAAUGUAAUGGGCGUUAGCACGCGUAUCGGCAAUGUGGUGCAGCUGGUGAAACGACGCCGCGGUAGCCCUCCGAAGAUCACCGAGGAACAGCAGCUGCAGCAGCAACUGGAACAAUCGAAAGAAGCUCGGUUGGAGCGGCUAAACGCACUCGGCACCAAGCAUCGUCAUGUGCUCGAGCUGGCCGCCCUUAUGCUGAGCGAAGAACCGGACAACGUGAUCGACUGUGUGGCCGACCGGAUUGAAGAUGUUCAGCUUCUCGAUAGCAUCUUCAACGCGGAUGGUCCGAAGGGUGUCCUGGUGUUUUACGAUUUGCGGCCCGCGCCCGGCAUGGACACGGGUCGGUACAAUGCGAAGCAGAAGCAACCAUCGAAUCAGGCGUGGAUCACGGAUGGACGUGAUGGCAAGAUGACUAGCGUGUUCGUUGGUGUCAGUCGCCUUAGCAACGUGAAGCCGAUCGAAAUGAAGGGUCUCGGUGAAGAACUGCUAUUCACCUACACUCCCGUUCCGGCAGGACGCUCCGUCGUGUACACGUUGGUCGUGCUACUCGAGCGCGUAUUGAAACCUUCGAUCGAACUCAUCCGAGACUAUGGUCACUGUAGCGAGCUCCAGCAGGGUAAUUUCCGGUACAGUGUGAACCGAUUCCUUGCCUUUCUGCAAAGUACCGAGAAGGACAUCUCCGAACGGAUCCUGUUCGAGGUCGAUAACCAACUCUACAAGGGUUUCUUGCUGACAGAGGUGCAGAUACAAGAGACGGCCCGAGAUCGCGAGCGGAUGAUCGCAGUUGAGCGAAUCUUCCACCGCUGGCUGGAACAGAUGCAAUUCGCGCUGACCCAGGGCGAUCAGAUCGAGCAAGCACCACACCAGGCCGGUCCGCUGGUCGAGCUUGAGUACUGGCGCACGGUGCUGACGCGCUAUACCUCGAUCAGUGAGUUCACCGAGCAGAAGGUGUUCAAGCAGUUCCUCCGCUGCCUCAAACUGUCACGCUGUAAGCUGGUCAAGCAGUGGGAGAAGCUAGCGGCCGAGUUGUCGGCGAAGCUGAUCGAAUCCCGAGAUAACGUACGCUUCAUCAGCGCCAUCGAGCACUUCUGGGAUCCACUGUAUCGCUGUGAACCACGGGAAGCGACUCGUUGCAUGCCAACGCUGCUCGGUGUCAUCCGACAGGUGUACCGAUCCUCGUCUUACUACAACACAGCCGAUCGCAUCACGGGCCUGCUGACGAAGAUCGCCAACCAGAUCAUCAUCAACUGUCGCCUGUUUCUGACGAAUCGCGGCACGAUCCAGAUCUACGCACAACCGAAGGAAAUCGUCAUCGGUAAAAUCGAACACUGCCAGAAGCUGGAGGCGGCCUUCCGCAAGGAGUACCACCGAACGGUGCAGCGUAUGCUCGACAGUCCCGAAGAAAGCCCAUGGGAAUGUUCGGAGGUGUUUGUAUUCGGUAAGCUGGACCACUUCCGGUUACGCAUUACGAAAAUUAUGGAGGUAAUGGAUCUCUAUCGGAAGUACGAGAUCAUCGACCGAGUGGCCAUCACCGGGACGGAGAGUUUCUCCGGUCGGAUUAAGGCAGCGUACGAGGUGCUUACGACGAAGCCAUACGACCCGCUCGUCCACACCGACCACCGGUUCGAUGAGGAUCAUCAGCGGUUUCUGCAGGAGGUCGAAACGGCCGAACUGGGGUUGGCCAAGUUUCUGAAGCAGCUGAUGGCGAACGAGCGUACGGUCGAUGGUAAUCUGCUUGUUCUGCGACGCUUCGAACGACUCCAGCUCGAUUGUCUGUGCAUUGAGCGACGCUUCCUCGAUGUGGCCGUGAUGCUGGAGCGGUACAUAUUUAUGUUGAAGGACGUGUACAGCGAACAACGGGCGAAUCCACCAAUCCCGCAAGGGGUACCCGAGACGGCUGGCCGCAUCAUGUGGUCCCGCUCGUUGCUGCGCCAGAUUCGGGAACCGUUCUCCGCCCUCAAAGGCCAUCGUUGCGUGAUCGAACACCAGAGGGCGCAGCUGUGCGUCAAGUACUACAAUUUCCUGUGCGAGGUGCUGCUGCACUACGAAUUGAUUCAUCACGAAGCGUGGACGAAACAGGCGGUCAAGACAAAGACGGCCACUCCCGUGUACCGGCGGCAAGAGGGCAAUCUCCAGCUCGAGAUGAAUCUGCAUCCCUGGGUUAGGCAGCUCAUCCGGGAGACGGAGAUCAUGCUGAAGCUUGGCCUCACCGUACCGGACCCCGCUAUUGCACUCGUGCAGUGCAAAGAGCAGCUGUACCGGCACUACGAACAUGCCAAGUAUCUGCUUGGUCACAGCGAUGCACUGCGCCUCAGCAUUCCGCCUAUCUUUUUGCCACUGAUGCGGACAACCCUGGCCAAGCUGGAUGCAGCAUUCCUGCCGGGUCUAACGAUCGUUACCUGGGAGUCGCUAAAUCUUGGCAGCUUUCUCGAACAGCUCGAACGCACCGUCCAGCGGACGGAACACUUCUAUAAGGAGAUCUUCGAUAUCUGGCAGGCACGAGUCGAGGAUACGCUGAGGUCUUUCGAAAGUACAGAUCUUCUCACGCUACCGGCGGAACCCGUCAGUCCGACCGAGUUCUACGACAUGAAUCUUCGGUACCGCGAAUCGGUGCAGGUGUUCCUGCAGAAGCGCUCCCAAGCGAUGGAGGGUUCGGUGGUGGAACUGAUCAACAAGUUCGUUAGCAACAUUAACGUGUCGGACCGGGAUGAGCACGGUGGACGAAGGUACCAAUUGCCGCUCGAAGAAAUCAACGAUUCCAACCGACGGCAGGAAGAGCUGCUACCGACGGACAAGUACGAUUGGUUGCGGUUCGAUCGGAUGGAAAAGGUACCUACCAAUCCCACACCUGAGGCACACCUGGAAGCCCUGUUCCAGGACUAUGGCAAGCUGAACUACGACGUCACGCAGCUGCACAUCGAUUGUAUGGAGCUGUUCGCUUACUUUAACAGCCGGAUGUUGACGGUGUUCGUGAGGAUGGUGCGUAGCUCGCUGGAGAACUUGCGAACGCGGCUCGAGCUGGUACGUCUGCAAUCGAACAAGGCGGCUAUUUUGGGCGAAAUACGUCCGCUAAUUGUAACGGAUAUGCUGCUGCGCCAACCGGACAGCUGUCACAUCGAACCAUCGCUCGAAGAGAUCCAGUUUUCGUUCGAGCGCGUUAUCCUAAAUGUGGUCGAGACAUUCUACGCCAUCUUGACCUGGGGCCAGCAGGCCAAGUCGUACGAACGGAAGCUUCGACGGCCGCUCCUGGUCGAACAGCGUUUCGAGCGCAACUGGUUCAAACUGAUUUCCGAGCACAAGGAGGUCACACGGAUCGUGCACGAGUUCGAUGGAGGAUUGCUGCUACUCAAACCGGAUAUUAGCUAUGCCACCAAAACCAUUUACGAGCGGUACGAGUUCCUGUGGGCCGAGAACCUAUUUUCGGUCGAGCUAGAACGGAAACCGGAGCGGUUCGAGCGAAUCAAGGAGCGGCUGGCAGAGGUACAGUAUACCAGCCACAUCGGACCGAUCGUUGUACGGUUAGGUCCAGUCAUCGAGACCGUACUGCGCCGCCUGUUCGACUUCUACGUCGUGAGGAUCGACGAGAUCGUUGACUUCAUCACCACCAAUGAUCUAACGCUGCAGCGCACACUCAAAGACCUCGAUGAUAUCCGGAUGGCGAUGGACUGUCUGCAGGUGGUCGGUGAACAGUUCUCCUUCAUCGAUGUUGAUCUGACGUUCAUCGAGCAAACGUACCGGACGUUGGCCGAGUUCAGCGAACUCGGCAUCACCCCAGAAAACAUCGAGACGGUGUACGCGAUCCGCGACACAUUCAAGACGAUGACACGGCGCGUCGAGAAGGUCGAAAAUGACAUCAUCGCACUGCAAGUAACGGUACAGCGUGAACUUGGCCUGGGAGUGGCUAAGUUUAACAUCGAAAUCGACGACUUUGACGCCGAGUUCGACGCAAAGGGUCCACUAGAGGAGGGCAUACCACCGAAGGAGGCCUCCGAUCGGUUGCUCAUGUUCCAGAGCCGCUUCGAUGAGUUGUGGCGCAAGUUCGAAAUGUACGCCAACGGUGAAGCCUUCCUCGGCCUAAAGGUGAACGAGUAUCCGGUGUUGCAGCGGCGCAAGAAGGAGUUCAACCUGCUAAACAAACUCUACUCACUGUACCUGGAAGUGAUGCGCAGCAUCGAGGCAUUCUACGAAACACCGUGGCGCGAAGUCGACAUCGAGAGCAUCAACGCGAAGCUGAUCGACUUCGAGAACCGAUGCCGGAAGCUACCGAAGGCGAUGAAGGAUUGGCCGGCGUACAUCGAGCUGAAGGUAAAGAUUGACGAUUUCAGUCGCAGUUGCCCCCUGCUCGAACUGAUGUGCAACGAAGCGAUGAAGGACCGGCACUGGGACAAGCUGAUGGACAUCCUGGGCUGCAAACUCGACGUCACCUCACCGACCUUCACCCUCGAGAACAUUAUGGCAGCGCCGCUUCUAGCUCACUCCGACGACAUCGAGGAUACGUGUAUCGGAGCGGUAAAGGAGAACGACAUCGACACGAAGCUCCGUUCGGUGGUGGCCGAAUGGUCCACGGUUAGCCUACAGUUUGCACCCUUUAAAACACGCGGCGAACUGCUGAUCAAACCAGCCGAAACGGUCGAAAUCAUAUCGCAGCUCGAGGACAGCAUCAUGAUCGUGAACUCGCUCGCCUCGAACCGUUUCAAUGCGCACUUCAAGCGCGACAUUAUGCUCUGGCUCAACAAGCUAGUCAAUACGGGCGAAAUCCUCGAGAAGUGGCUCCAGGUGCAGAACCUGUGGAUCUACCUGGAGGCCGUGUUCGUCGGUGGUGACAUCUCGAAGCAGCUGCCCCAAGAUGCGAAACGGUUCGCCGGUAUCGAUAAGAGCUGGGUACGGAUUAUGUUCCGGGCGCGUGACAACCCGAACGCCAUCCAAUGUUGCACCGGUGAGGAUGUGAUGUCGUACACACUGACCUCGCUGCUGGAGCAGCUCGAAACGUGCCAAAAAUCGCUUACGGGCUACCUCGAGUCGAAGCGGCUCCUCUUCCCGCGCUUUUUCUUCAUCUCCGAUCCGGUACUACUGGAGAUACUGGGUCAGGCAUCGGAUCCGACCUCGAUCCAGCCGCAUCUGCUCAGCAUCUUCGAUGCGGUCGCACGGGUCGAGUUCGAUCAGCGGACGGUGGGCCGCAUCACAGGGCUCUGCUCGGAUAAUGGCGAACGGGUCGAGCUGGUGAAUGCCGUCAACUGUACUGGUGGCGUAGAGCUGUGGCUCGGUAGCCUACUUGGGGAGAUGCAGGACACUAUGCGGACAAUUCUGGCCACGAUGGCUCAGUUGCUGGCGUCACCCGAGUUCAAUUUUAUCAGUGGAUUCCAGGAGUUCUGCGGACAGGCUGGUCUGGUCGGUGUACAGCUACUGUGGACGAGUGAGGCCGAAGUGGCGUUAGCCCGCUGUCGCACCGACAAGCAAAUCAUGCGGACGACCAACAACCGCUUCCUGAACCUUCUGAACAGUCUGAUCGAGCUGACGGUCAAAGACCUGACUAAGCUCGAGCGCAUUCGGUUCGAGACGAUGGUCACAAUUCACGUUCACCAGCGUGACAUCUUCGACGAUCUAGUGCGGCUGCGGGUCCGUACGGCGCUCGACUUUGAGUGGCAAAAGCAGGCCCGGUUCUACUACGAUCCCGAAACGGAUGAUGUGAUCGUGAAGAUUACGGAUGUUGACUUCAUCUACCAGAACGAGUAUCUGGGUGUAACGGAGCGAUUGGCCAUUACGCCGCUGACUGAUCGGUGCUACAUUACGCUCGCGCAGGCCAUCGGUAUGUCGAUGGGUGGGGCACCGGCCGGACCGGCUGGCACUGGCAAAACGGAAACGACCAAGGAUAUGGGCCGUGCCCUAGGGAAGCUGGUGGUGGUCUUUAACUGCUCCGAUCAGAUGGACUUCCGAGGAUUAGGACGUAUCUACAAAGGGCUAGCGCAGUCAGGUUCCUGGGGUUGUUUCGAUGAGUUCAAUCGUAUCGAACUACCGGUACUCUCCGUUGCUGCCCAGCAAAUCCAUAUCGUCUUGACGGCGCGCAAAGAGAAGAAGACGUCCUUCCUGUUUAGCGACGGUGAUACGGUCUCUCUCAAUCCCGAGUUCGGCCUCUUCAUCACGAUGAACCCGGGGUACGCUGGUCGACAGGAACUUCCAGAGAAUCUGAAGAUCAUGUUCCGCUCUGUCGCGAUGAUGGUCCCAGAUCGGCAGAUCAUUAUGCGCGUUAAGCUGGCCAGUUGUGGCUUCAAGGAUAAUGUCAUCCUAGCACGCAAGUUCUACACGCUGUACAAACUGUGCGAGGAGCAGCUCUCCAAGCAGGUACACUACGACUUUGGUCUACGCAACAUCCUUUCCGUGCUGCGGACGCUCGGGGCCCAGAAGCGCGCCAAUCCGACCGAUACCGAGGAGACGAUCGUGAUGCGCGUAUUGCGUGACAUGAACGUUUCGAAGCUGGUGGACGAGGAUGAACCACUGUUCAUCUCACUGAUCGAGGAUCUGUUUCCGGGAAUCCGGUUGAGCGGAUCCAGCUAUAAGGACCUCCAGCGAGCCAUCGCACUCAGUGCCGAUGCGCUUGGGCUUGUCAACCAUCCCGAAUGGAACCUAAAGGUAAUCCAGCUGUACGAAACAUCACUCGUCCGGCACGGUCUGAUGACACUCGGUCCAACCGGGGCCGGCAAGACGCAAUGCAUCCUGACGCUCCUCCGGAGCUUUACCGAGCUUGGCAUGACGCACAAGGAGGUGCGGAUGAACCCGAAGGCAAUUACCGCACCGCAAAUGUUCGGCCGGCUCGACGUAGCCACCAACGACUGGACGGACGGUAUCUUCUCUACCCUCUGGCGCCGUACCUUUAAGGUCAAGAAGAACGAAUUCGUCUGGCUCGUCCUGGACGGUCCGGUCGAUGCGGUUUGGAUCGAGAACCUGAACUCGGUACUGGAUGACAACAAGACGCUGACGCUGGCCAACGGCGAUCGGAUAACGAUGGCACCGAAUGCGAAACUCGUCUUUGAACCGGACAACGUGGACAACGCUUCGCCGGCCACGGUUAGCCGGAUGGGUAUGGUGUUUAUGAGCGCGUCCGUCAUGCGCUGGGAAGCAAUCUUGAAUGGAUGGUUGAAAACCAAGUCAGCGGCGGUGGCUGAUCUGCUACGACGGCUCUUCCACCGUAUCUACCAUGAUCUGCACGAGUUCGUGCAGACUCGGUUGGCCGCCAAGAUGAAACUACUGGAAGCCAUCUACAUUCGGCAGUGCUGCGAUCUACUGGAGGGUCUGCUCGCACCGGAGGGUGAGGGCGAAACGUCGACAAUCGACUUUAGCGAUGCGCACCUGGAGCGAUUGUUCCUGUUCUCGCUCAUCUGGUCGCUCGGUGCCGUACUGGAGCUGGAGGAUCGCGAGAAGAUGGGCGAGUUCAUUGCCCGACAUCCAUCGAAGAUGAAGUGGCCAAAGCUGCAACCGGAGGAGACCGUAUUUGAGUACGUCGUGUCACGGGAAGGUACCUGGCAGCACUGGAACGAACGUGUCGAGGACUAUAUCUACCCGAGCGAUAGCGUUCCCGAAUUCUCAAGCAUUCUCGUGCCGAACGUGGAUAACGUACGUUCGUCCUUCCUGAUCGAUCUGAUCGCCCGGCAGCGCAAAGCGGUACUGCUGAUCGGUGAGCAGGGUACGGGUAAAACCGUCAUGAUCAAGGGCUACAUGCUGCAGUACGAUCCGGAGUAUCACCUGUCGAAGAGUCUCAAUUUCUCAUCCGCGACUACGCCCAACAUGUUCCAACGUAUCGUCGAGUCGUACGUGGAGAAGCGUGUCGGUACAACGUAUGGACCACCGCAGCAGCGCCGGAUGUCCGUCUUCAUCGACGACAUUAACAUGCCGAUCGUGAACGCAUGGGGUGACCAGGUGACGAACGAGAUCGUCCGGCAGCUGAUGGAGAACCGGGGUUUCUACUCGCUGGACAAACCGGGUGACUUCCUGACCGUACUGGAUGUGCAGAUACUUGCGGCCAUGAUACAUCCGGGCGGUGGACGGAACGAUAUACCGCCACGGUUGAAGCGUCAGUUCUGCAUCUUCAAUUGUGCCAUUCCGAGUAACCGAUCGAUGGACAAGAUCUUCGGUGUCCUGGGACGUGGGUAUUUCUGCGAGGAGCGCUUCUUGCCGGCGGUGGUCGGUAUCGUGCCCAUGCUGGUGCCGCUUACACGCCGACUGUGGCAGGCGACGAAGUUGAAAAUGUUGCCGACACCGGCAAAGUUUCACUACGUGUUUAACCUUCGAGAUCUGUCGCGCAUCUGGGAGGGUAUGCUGAAGGUGCAAUCGGACCAGUGCCAAACCGUGCAGACGAUGAUCAAUCUCUGGAAACACGAGUGUACCCGUGUGAUUGCAGAUCGCUUUACGAGCUACGAGGAUCGAAUCUGGUUCCUGCAGACGAUGCGGACCACAGCCGAGCAGGAAUUGGGAGCAGACGCAGUAGAAUACCUAUCAGAGGAGGAGCAAGCGGAACCAUUCUUUGUCAAUUUCCUGCGAGACGCACCGGAACCAACCGGUGAAGAGGGCGAUGAAGAGGGCAGCCUAGAGCCACCGAAGCUGUACGAGCAGAUCGUGAGCUUUGACGAAACGACGCAGCGCGUCCGGAUGUUCCUCGAGCAGUACAACGAGCAGGUGCGCGGUGCCACGAUGGAUAUGGUGUUUUUCCGCGAUGCGCUUAUCCACCUGAUGAUUAUCUCGCGCAUUAUCGGCACACCGAGAGGUAACGCGCUGCUGGUGGGUGUCGGUGGUUCGGGUAAGCAAAGUCUUGCCCGGCUCGCUUCCUUCAUUGCUGGCUACAAGUGCUACCAGAUCACGCUGACGCGUGCCUACAACGUCACCAAUCUGAUGGAGGACCUUAAGUAUCUGUACCGUGAGGCGGGCCAGGCUGGUCAGGGUAUGACGUUCCUCUUCACCGAUAACGACAUCAAGGACGAGGGCUUCCUGGAGUACAUCAACAACGUGCUGAGCUCGGGCGAAAUCGCUAAUCUUUUUCCGAAGGACGAGCUGGAUCAAAUUAUGAACGAUCUGAUCCCGGUGAUGAAGCGCGUCGAUCCACGGCGCAUCCCGACGCAGGACAAUCUGUACGAUUUCUUCAUCGAGCGAGCUCGGGCCAACCUGCACAUCGUACUCUGUUUCUCUCCGGUUGGGGAGAAGUUCCGGACGCGAGCUCUCAAGUUCCCGGGACUCAUUUCGGGCUGUACGAUCGAUUGGUUCCAACGUUGGCCAACCGAUGCACUGGUGGCUGUCUCCAACCACUUCUUGCGUGACUACAACGUCGUCUGUACCGCCGAGUUGAAGGUGCGCCUCAUCGAGAUCAUGGCGUACGUGCACAACCGAGUGGCCGAAGUGUGCGUCGAGUAUUUUGAGCGCUUCCGCCGACAAGCACACGUAACGCCCAAGUCUUUCCUGUCCUUCCUCGAUGGCUACAAGCGAAUCUACCGCGAGAAGCACGAGCACAUUGCCGUACUGGCGGGCCGAAUGCAGACCGGACUGGUAAAACUGAUCGAGGCCGCCGAAUCGGUCGAUGUACUACGAGUGGAGCUCGAGGAAAAGGAAAAAGACAUCGUAGUAGCGACACAGGCAGCCGAAGUAGUGCUAACCUCAGUGACGGAGUCACAGCGAGCGGCCGAACAGGUAAAGGCCGACGUCCUGAUCGUGAAGAACCGAGCGGAUGCACUGGUGUCUCAAAUCCAGGCCGACACGCUCGUGGCCGAGGACAAACUUGAAGCGGCACGGCCAGCGCUUGAACAAGCCGAAGCUGCACUGAAAACGGUAACAGCUGCUGAUAUUGCGACGGUCCGGAAGCUCGGUAAACCCCCGUACCUGAUCACGCUCAUCAUGGACGUAGUGUUGCUGCUGUUCCGGCGUCGUCUGGCCACGGUAAAACCGGACGAGGAGCGUCAAUUCAUGUUCGCCUCCUGGGAGCAAUCACUCAAGGUGAUGGCCGAUACCGGGUUUCUCGGCAAGAUCGUGCGCUAUCAGGCCGAUCUGAUCAACGCCGAGACGGUCGACCUGAUGAUCCCGUACUUCCGCUACCAGCUAUACACGUUUGAGGCGGCAAAGGCCGCAUGCGGUAAUGUGGCCGGUCUGCUCAAAUGGACACUCGCCAUGGCUGACUUCUACGAAGUGAACAAGGAUGUACUGCCACUGAAGGCGAACCUGGCUCGCCAGCAGAAGAAACUCGAUAUCGCGAUGGAGGAAAAGGGUGCGGCCGAGGCGGCCCUGUUGGCCAAAGAGCGCGAGCUAGCCGUCGUGCAGCGCCAGUUCGAUGAGGCGAUGUCGAAGAAGCAGGCCGUGCUGGACGAUGCGAAACAGUGCCAGGACAAGAUGGAUGCCGCUUCGGCCCUCAUCAAUGGGCUGGCCGAUGAACGGGUCCGUUGGACGGAGCAACUGGAGCAGUUCAAGGACGAAACGGAACGUCUGGUCGGCGAUGUCCUUAUUCUGACCGGUUUUCUCUCCUACACCGGUCCUUUCAACCAGGAGUACCGCACGGGACUGCAGACGAGCUGGGCAACCGAGUUGAACCGACGCCGCAUUCCGGUGUCGCGUGCGGUCGAUAUUACCGAGAGUCUUACCGACAGUGCGACCAUCGGUGAGUGGAACCUGCAGGGCCUACCGAACGAUGAGUUGUCAGUGCAAAACGGUAUCAUCGUGACGAAAGCAACGCGCUAUCCACUACUGAUUGAUCCACAGUCUCAGGGCAAGAUGUGGAUUAAGAGCAAGGAGGGUGACCACGGGCUGAUCGUGAGCACGCUCAACCACAAGUACUUCCGCAAUCACCUGGAGGAGUGCAUCUCUCUUGGCUAUCCGCUGCUGAUCGAAGAUAUUGGUGAAGAGCUCGAUCCAGUGCUCGAUAACGUGCUGGAGAAGAACUUCAUCAAGAUGGGCAACACGUACAAGGUGCGCGUGGGUGACAAGGAAGUGGACGUGAAUUCGUCCUUCCGGAUGUACCUCACGACGAAGCUGCCGAAUCCACUGUACACGCCCGAAGUAUCGGCCCGGACCGCCAUCAUUGACUUUACGGUGACGAUGCGCGGUCUCGAGGAUCAGCUGCUCGGUCGGGUCAUACUGACGGAGAAGCGCGAACUGGAGUCGGAACGGACGCAGUUGAUUAAGGGUGUGACGGCGAAUCGGCGCAAGAUGCAGGAACUGGAGGCGAACCUACUGCACAAGUUGUCCACCACCCAGGGUAGCCUGGUGGACGAUGUCACCGUGAUCGGGGUGCUCAACACCAGUAAGACGACCUCGAUCGAGGUGCGCGAAAAGUUGACGAUUGCGCGCGAGACGGAAAUCAAAAUCAACCGCGCACGAGAAGAAUUUCGACCGGUGGCGGGUCGUGGUAGUGUCCUGUACUUCCUUAUCUGCAGCAUGACUAUGGUGGACAGCAUGUACCAGACGUCACUGGUGCAGUUCCUCGAGCGUUUCGACAUCUCGAUGGCACGUUCCGAUCGACAUCCGGUGCCGACGCGCCGUAUCAGCAACAUCAUCGAGUACCUAACGUAUGACAUCUUCCGGUACGUGUGCCGUGGGCUGUAUGAGGUCCACAAGUUCCUGUUUGUGCUCCUGAUGGCACUGAACAUCGACCUGGAUCGAGGUGCGAUCACGCACGAGGAAUUCCAGACAUUCGUAAAGGGUGGUGCUGCGCUCGACAUCAACACAUGCCCGGAGAAACCGUUCAAGUGGAUCGCCGACGUAACCUGGCUCAAUCUGGUGCAGUUGUCUCAGCUGGGCAAUUUCUCAAGUUUGGUGGAACAGAUCCGAGGGAACGAGAAAGGAUGGAAAGCAUGGUUCGCCAAGGAGGCACCGGAGGAGGAACCGAUUCCGUUAGUGGUGGCCAGCGCAGUUCGCACAUCGGCCACAGGCGGUCUCGAUGCAUUCCGACGGCUACUGCUCAUACGGGCCUGGUGUCCCGAUCGGACACUGUUUCAGAGCCGCAAGUAUCUGGCCAGUUCGCUCGGUACCCGGUUCGCUGAUCCCGUCGUGAUCGAUUACGAUGCAAUGCUCGAGGAGAGCCGUCCCCUGACGCCACUCAUAUGCUUCCUAUCGAUGGGUUCAGAUCCGACGCCCAACAUUGAAGCACUGGCCAAGAAGAACGCCAUUCGAUGUCGAUCGAUUUCAAUGGGCCAAGGCCAGGAGGUGCACGCCCGGAAACUGGUCGAAAUGUCGCUGGAUGAGGGAUCGUGGGUGCUGCUGCAAAAUUGUCACCUUGGGCUGGACUACAUGAACGAACUGCUACUGCAGCUGAUCGAACUGGAACGCGUAGGCCCAGCGGGCUAUCACAGUAACUUCCGCGUGUGGAUGACGACGGAACCGCAUCCACUGUUCCCGAUUACGCUGCUGCAGCUCUCCAUUAAGUUCACCAACGAACCGCCUUCAGGGGUGAAGGCCGGUCUGAAGCGUACCUAUGCCUCGAUGUCGCUGGAGAUGUUCGAGUACAGCGAUUCGCCGCUCUAUGUGCCUCUCAUCUUUGGUAUCUCCUUCCUCCAUACGGUCGUACAGGAGCGUCGUAAGUUCGGACCGCUCGGUUGGAACAUCCCGUACGAGUUUAACUCGGCCGACUGGCUGGCGAGUUGUAUGUUCGUGCAGAACCAUCUGGAGGCGCUCGAUCCACGCCGAGGCAUCAGCUGGAAGACGAUGCGGUACAUGCUGGGAGAGGUGCAGUACGGGGGCCGUGUAACGGACGAUUACGAUAAGCGGCUGCUGAACACGUUCGCUCGCGUUUGGUUCUCCGAUGCGCUUUUUGAUGAGGCGUUCAGGUUUUACCGCGAGUACCGGGUGAUGCGGUUCAAGACGCUCGAGCAGUACCUGGAAGCGAUCGAAGAGAUGCCGCUUGUCGAUCCACCGCAGGUGUACGGCUUGCACUCGAACGCCGACAUCACCUAUCAGAGCAAUACGACGAAGGUGAUCCUCGAUACAAUCCUCUCGAUACAACCGAAAGAGUCCUCGGGUGGUGGAGGGGAAACACGCGAGGCAACGGUGGCUAGGCUAGUGCGGGACAUGCUCACCAAGGUGCCGCCACCGUACGAUCCGUACGCGGUGAAGGAACGGCUCCGUAUCAUGGGCCAUCAGGAGUCGAUGAACAUCUUUCUGCGGCAGGAGAUCGAUCGCAUCCAGCGAAUCCUUCUUCUAGUGCGCCAAACACUUGACGAUCUGCUGCUAGCCAUCGACGGUGUAAUCAUCAUGAACGAGCAGCUACGGGACGCCCUGGACAACAUCUACGAUGCGCGCGUCCCAACGGUUUGGAAGCGGGGUAGCUGGGCUUCGGCAUCGCUCGGUUUCUGGUUCACGGAGUUGAUCGAACGAAACACGCAGUUCUACAACUGGUGCUUCCGCCGACGGCCAAACAUGUUCUGGAUGACGGGAUUCUUCAAUCCGCAGGGCUUCCUGACCGCAAUGCGGCAAGAAGUGGCGCGAGCACACAAGGGCUGGGCACUCGAUAUGAUUACGCUGCACAACGAUGUCACACAGAUGCUGGCCGAGGACUGUAAGGUGGCACCGGUUGAAGGUGUAUUCGUCUAUGGGCUCUUCCUUGACGGGGCUGGCUGGGACAAGCGCAAGGUGCGACUGCAGGAAGCGACCAAUAAGAUCCUUUACUCGCCGAUGCCAGUUAUCCACGUGUACGCGAUCAACUCGACCGCGCCGAAGGAUGCGAAGCUGUACGAGUGCCCGGUGUAUAAGAAGGCUAACCGGACGGAUUUGAACUACAUUACGCCGCUCUGGUUGCAGACACUCAAGCCAGCGGAUCAUUGGACCAUGCGCGGUGUAGCGUUACUGUGCGAUAUCAAGUAA
Messenger RNA from Anopheles darlingi, 13857 nucleotides. It is a transcript of the gene kl-3, whose product is annotated as dynein axonemal heavy chain 8. The transcript is spliced from 7 exons. Gene Ontology annotation, cellular component: dynein complex. Gene Ontology annotation, biological process: microtubule-based movement. Lineage: Eukaryota; Metazoa; Arthropoda; Insecta; Diptera; Culicidae. The record is from RefSeq and is a predicted model, not a curated record. The coding region runs from base 1 to 13857 and encodes 4618 amino acids. Gene Ontology annotation, molecular function: dynein light intermediate chain binding; dynein intermediate chain binding; minus-end-directed microtubule motor activity.